AUGAAGAUACUCGUUCUCGGUCUGCCACGCACAGGGACCCAAUCCCUCGCCGAUGCUCUUGCCAUCCUGGGCAUCUCCUCCGUCUACCACAUGCGCGACGUAGCCAGGAACAAGCACCAGGAUCUCUGGGUCGAGGCCAUUGAGGCGAAAUUCGAAGGCAAAGGCGAUCCUUGGUGCCGGGAGGACUUUGAUAAGAUCCUAGCCGACUAUGAGGGCGUCGCGGACUACCCAGCCGCCAUAUUCUCCGAGGAGCUCAUCGCCGCAUACCCCGAAGCUUCCAUCAUCUUAACGACUCGUACCGUCGACUCAUGGCACGCCUCCAUGCUCUCCACCCUCUGGCACCAUCACUCCCGCCAGCCAGCGGACGACCCGUCACCCAUGGCCGUCUUGCGGCGCAAGUAUCACUCUCACUCGUGGAAUGAUGACCUGCCGGCUCAUGGAAAGCGCUUUUUCGAAGAGCAUAACGAGCGGACUAGGAAGGCAGCGGAAGCGGCCGUGGCAGAGAGUAGAGGUGCUGGGGGUGACAGGAAGUUCUUGGAGCUUCCUGUUGGGGCUGGGUGGAGUUCUCUAUGCGAGUUCUUGAGUGUGCCUGUGCCUGAGGUCGCGUAUCCGCGCAGUGACGAUUGGGUCGAGUAUAAGGCGGCGGUGGCAAAGGAGGCGGCGGCAGGGCUGGUGUAG
Messenger RNA from Scedosporium apiospermum, 678 nucleotides. RefSeq lists its product as uncharacterized. The record is from RefSeq and is a predicted model, not a curated record. The transcript has 3 exons. Lineage: Eukaryota; Fungi; Ascomycota; Sordariomycetes; Microascales; Microascaceae. The coding region runs from base 1 to 678 and encodes 225 amino acids.